Molecule: messenger RNA, 1482 nt
Organism: Phascolarctos cinereus (koala)
Lineage: Eukaryota; Metazoa; Chordata; Mammalia; Diprotodontia; Phascolarctidae
Product: rho GTPase-activating protein 21-like
Biological process (GO): Golgi localization; signal transduction
Source: RefSeq, a predicted model, not a curated record
GGAUGGCAUUUUAGUGAACCCAUUAAGCCUUCAUAGCUCAAAUCUGCAUUCAGAUUUCUGAAAUACUUUGUACAGUGUGGUAAAGUCAUAUUUACCAAGUACCUUCCUCACUGUACUCCUAUGAGGAAGGUAGUAAAAAUCUUAUUGCCAUUUUCCAGAUGAAGAAACUAAGACUGAGAGAUUAAGUAACUUGAGACAGGGCAUCCAGCUAAGAAGUGUUUAAAUCAGCACUGCUACACCUCAAUCUUGCUAUAGAGAUGUCCCAGAGAUGGUCAUAUUUGUGCAAAAUAGUAACGAUACAUUGAGAGACCAUUCAGCAUGGAGGACAGGAGCUGGUCUUGGCAUCAGGAAUCCAGGAAGACAUGGAUUCAUCUUUCCUGUGAUACCUACUGGCCAGAUGAUCCUGGUGACAUGAGUUAACAUCUGAGUCAUCACGAGGAUACAGCAUGGGCUUGGAGAUAGAGAUGAUUUCUGAUGCCUUUCAUCAUUCAAAAGAUGAGCCAACCAGCCCAAGCAUUGAUCAGGAUGUGGCACAUAUUCCUGCUUCUGCUGUCAUUUCAGCAUCCACCUCUCAUGUGCCCACUAGAGCACAGAUUCCUCCCAGCCUUCCAAGUUCAGCCCCUUUAAUUUGCUGUCAGCUGUCACACGACCAUGAUGACACCAGUCCUCCAGAAGGCACGUGGAGAAAAGGCAUUGCAAACGUUAAGAACAAAACACUUCCGAAAAAGCCUGUAGGAACCUUUGGGGUCACCCUUGGUGACUGCCUGCCAGCUCACACGAAUCCGUACAUUCCACGCAUAGUUGAGAUCUGCUGCCAGUUAAUUAAGGAAAGAGGACUUCACCAUACAGGGAUUUAUAGAGUUCCUGGAAAUCAUGCUGCCAUCUAUAGGAUGCAAGAAGAACUCAGCAAAGGAAUGGCUGACAUCAAUCUACAGGAUGAUAAAUGGCAAGACUUGAAUGUUAUCAGCAGUCUGCUGAAACUGUUCUUCAGAAAACUCCCUGAGCCUCUCUUCACAAAUGAUAAAUACGAGGACUUUAUUGCAGCCAUUCGGAAAGAAGAUCCCCUGGAGCGUCUUAAAACAUUAAAAAGACUAAUUCAUGAUUUGCCUGAACAUCAUUACGAAACCCUUAAGUUUCUUUCUGCUCAUCUGAAGACAGUAGCAGAAAAUUCAGAAAAAAACAAGGUAGGUAAAUAAAGAAUUCUAGAAAUAUUCUUUCACGUUUUCAAUCCAAACCUUAUGGUGUAUAUCACAAAAUUCAAAGGAGACUGCUAAUGAAAAGGAAUGGGCACAAAUUUGUCUAGCUGGCUUAGUCACUAACCAGGUCCCCAGAUCUAGAAACAGCAGAAGGAAAGGGCACAGAUGUAAACUAGUUCUGAUGGUUCCGAUAUUUUUCUUCCUACUCCUUAGAUAUGUCUGUCUUUCUCAUCUCCUGGCCUUCACACAGCUCAUAAUUGCCGGGUCAGUAUGAUAGGAGUGGGAA